AAAAACCAAUCAGAGCCGUCCAAAUGAGAGGGGCAGGUGUUUUAAAAGCCGAAGGAAACCCUAGUUCAGCAGUCAGCCUGCAGGUGCUCUGUUCAUAGCCGGUAAGUCAUGGUGAAGCACAACAAUGUCAUUCCUAGCUCGCACUUCAGAAAGCAUUGGCAGAAUUAUGUGAAAACAUGGUUUAAUCAGCCAGCGCGUAAAACACGGAGAAGAAAGGCCCGUCAAGAGAAAGCUGUGAAGAUUUUUCCUCGCCCUACAUCUGGACCACUGCGACCUAUCGUUCAUGGCCAAACGUUAAAAUACAAUAUGAAAGUAAGAUCUGGCAGAGGAUUUACUCUUGAAGAACUGAAGGCUGCUGGUAUCCCGAAGAAGCUUGCUCCAACCAUUGGCAUAGCUGUUGAUCAUCGCCGCAAGAAUCGAUCUCUAGAAGGUCUUCAAGCAAAUGUUCAGAGGUUGAAAACAUACAAGGCCAAGUUAGUUGUCUUCCCAAGACGUGCACGGAAGUUGAAGGCUGGCGAUUCAAGUCCUGAGGAGCUUGCCAAUGCUACCCAAAUUCAAGGCCCUUACAUGCCCAUUGUAAGGGAGAAGCCAACUGUUGAGCUUGUGAAGGUUACAAAUGAUAUGAAGGCAUUUAAGGCUUAUGACAAGCUACGCGUUGAGCGUAUGAAUGAACGUCAUGUUGGUGCGAGACUGAAGAAGGCUGCCGAGGCAGAGAAGGAAGAAAAGAAAUAGAUGGAGUACUGAGUUUAUUAGUCUGCCAUCGGCAGGUGUUAAAUUUUGGUUGGAAUGUUGAGAAAUUUUAUCUGUCCAUCUUGCAUUUGAGUAUUUGGAUUUUAACAAUUAUCUUAAGACUGCUGCUGUUACUUUUGGUCCUUGAUUGAGUUAGUCUCUCGGGAGUCCGA
This is a messenger RNA of Prunus mume (Japanese apricot), 902 nucleotides long. RefSeq names its product large ribosomal subunit protein eL13z. NCBI's taxonomy places the organism in Eukaryota, Viridiplantae, Streptophyta, Magnoliopsida, Rosales, Rosaceae. Gene Ontology annotation, biological process: translation. Gene Ontology annotation, molecular function: RNA binding; structural constituent of ribosome. Gene Ontology annotation, cellular component: cytosolic large ribosomal subunit; ribosome. The record is from RefSeq and is a predicted model, not a curated record.